Ostreobium quekettii is the source of this 912-nucleotide messenger RNA. The record is from the annotation of a GenBank genome assembly. NCBI's taxonomy places the organism in Eukaryota, Viridiplantae, Chlorophyta, Ulvophyceae, Bryopsidales, Ostreobiaceae.
AUGGCCGACGCCGCAAAGCUCAUCGCUGACAAAUUCCCAGAUGUCCUCAGCCUGAAGGUGCUCGAGCGUGAGGACUGCGAGAAGUUGAAGAUGGGCUGCUACCUGGCUGUGGCUCGUGGCUCAAUCAAGCCUCCCAAGUUCAUCCACAUGACCUACAAACCCAAGGAUGCUACUGGCAACGAAAAGAAGAUUGCCAUCGUGGGCAAGGGCAUCACCUUCGACUCGGGUGGCUACAACCUUAAGGCUGGGGCUGGGUCGCUGAUCGAAUCGAUGAAACUGGACAUGGGCGGUGCAGGUGCGGUGCUGGGAGCUGCGAUGAUCGUGGGUGCCCUCGCCCCUGCCGGUGUUGAGGCCCAUUUCAUUGGCGCUUGCUGUGAGAACAUGAUAUCACAAGAUGCCUACCGCCCGGGCGAUGUGAUCACUGCUUCCAAUGGCAAGACGGUCGAGAUUCUGAACACCGAUGCAGAGGGCCGCCUUGCGCUUUGCGAUGGGUUGGUGUAUGCACAGGAACAAUGUGGCGUAGAGGCAGUGGUUGACACCGCUACACUUACUGGGGCAUGCAUCAUUGCCUUGGGUGGUAAUGUUGGUGGUCUUUUCACACCCAGUGACAGCAUGGCCGCGCAGAUCAAGGCUGCCUCCCAGACAGGGGGAGAGAAGAUAUGGAGGAUGCCUUUGGAGGAAGAGUACUUCGAGAGCCUGAAGUCGCCCAUCGCCGACGUCAAGAACGUGGGCAGCCGCUGGGGCGGCGCCAUCAUCGCCGCCCUUUUCCUCAAGGAGUUCAUCAAGACGGACACCGUGAAGUGGGCGCACCUGGACAUCGCUGGGCCGGCCUUCCAGCUGGACAAGGGGCAGGCCACGGGCUUUUGCGCAAGGACGCUUGCGCACUGGGUGGCACAGUAUGGGAGCGGGUAG